AUGGGUGGCCGCGAUCCAGAAGCUGGGGGAAAUAUGCAAUUCUUCGACUAUCACCUUGGUGAAUGCGCCACUGGUGGCCAGUUUGCAGACUCAUAUGUGAUGUACAGUGAGGUUCUUAAGGUGUUUGCAAGUUUCGUGGACAGCACCAUCAAAUACGAGGACUCUCUCCCAGCUACCAACCACAACCACAACAGAGACGCUGAAUGCAACUUGGCAAGUGAGGGUUCAGAUACUGAGGCGGAUGGGGAUCACACUGGCAAAAGUACUGCUGCUGGAAUAGAGGAGUCAAACACGCUUUAUCAGUUGACUCCGAAUGAGUAUAAUGCAUCACAAGACAAGUGUAAUGCAUCACACGCAGAGUUGAACUUAGUCUCUUCAAUGGAUGGGCUUAGUCAGGACUUAAGCUUACAUAAUACACAUGACUUACAUACGCAGCUGUUGGACUUUGACUACAAUAGUCUCCAACCUGUGGAUUAUGAAGCUGUGAUGCUCUCUCUUCUGGAGAUGUCUAGCAUGGAUUCAGAGGGUGCUAGUUCACAUCUGCCUUUUCUACCUCCUGUAGAGCAUGAGGUUCCAGUUCCUCCAUUCGUCUGGCCUACUCCAUAUGUCUGGCCCACACCUCCCACGCCCCUUGCUUUUCAGCCAGAUGUGGGGCUCCAUGGGUCUCAGCCUCCUGUGACCAUCGAAGCUCUUACUCAUACUCAAAUGCCUACACCUCCUGCUCCCCCUGCAUUGCAACCACCACCUUUAGCACCUGCAAUGCCCAGACCUACUUGUCCCUCUACUGUUGCACCAGAUACAGCAAUCCCUGUGCCUGAGGCUCAACCCCCGGUGAGAAUUGAAGCUCUUGGUCCUACUCCCCCUGCCACAUCUCAGGCUUCUGAGAUGCCUAGACCUCCUCUUGCUGGAUCUCAGACAGACCCAGCGGUACUUGGGCCCCAGCCUCCUGUGACCAUUGAAGCUCCUGCUCAUACUCCCUCUGCAAUGCCUAUACCUCCUGCUCCCCCUGCAUCUCAGAAGGCACCUACCUCUGAACCUUGUGCUCCCUCUGCAUCUGAGCCAACACCAGCACUUUCUGUGUCAUCUGUGUCGGCAACUGAGCCUCUUCCGCUCACAGUGUCUCAGCUCAUUGCUCACCAUGUUGAAGAUGAGCAGCCUGGUGCUCGGCAUACUGGUAGGGCGUGCUGA
Messenger RNA from Suillus paluster, 1188 nucleotides. RefSeq lists its product as uncharacterized. The coding region runs from base 1 to 1188 and encodes 395 amino acids. Lineage: Eukaryota; Fungi; Basidiomycota; Agaricomycetes; Boletales; Suillaceae. The transcript has 4 exons. The record is from RefSeq and is a predicted model, not a curated record.